GCUGGAGAGGGGCUCAGCUUGGAGAAUCACAUUGCCGGAGCUGUGACACAAACACGAGGAGAUCUCAGGUCCCACAUCAGCCAGUGGGACAACAUCUCAACUACUCAAUGCAAGCAGAGGAGCAACACAGCAAGCAGACACUGGCCACCUCUCCCUGCCCCGGCACAGCCAAGCACUACUCCUGAGGAGCAAGCAAACACACAGCCCCAACUAAACUACACACAAACAAGGCAUCCAACUGGGACCUCUGCUGCUGCGCUUAGAUCAAUUCGAGAUUGAAAUUGAUUUUAAAAGCCCCCCUAACCCACCCCACUCCACCCAGUAUCCCAGUGCACAGAUCAAUCACCCAGCUACCGAAAUAAAGAAAUAAACCCCCCCAGCAGCCCACCCUGUGGGAGCGAUGGAUGGACGGAUUGGACCAUACCAAUGCCAGCCAGCCAGGACCCUCUAACAGGGACUUAGAGAAGGUCAGGGGUUCUCAAUGACUGCAGCAAGAGAACUCCAAUAAAGACAAGCAAUCAGAGGACAAGGUGCUGGGCAGGCAAAGGAAGCAAAUAAAAGUAAGAGAAGGGGCGGGGAAGAAAGUGACAAGAAACACAGGCUGCGGGACGCAAGCAAAGAAAGUUUCCCUUCAUUCAAGUGAGACAUCAUUAAGAAGACACAAUAACCCGAGCAAAAAAAGAGAGGAUACCGAGGGUCAUAAAAGCAGAUCCAAGAAAUGAAGAGCUCGGGGAGGGGGUGGAGUGUGUCAGAGUAACCCCAAUCACAAAACAAGCAAAGAUCCGCGCAGGGAGGCAAAAACAUGAGUAAAGGGGGUGCGAAAAGGGAAGCAAGAAUGUGACCUUCCCCACAAAGUGAUGCUCCGAGUUUGUGCGCCCAGAAGAAGCGUAACCCGGGCAGAGGGCUGCCGCGCCGUGCCGCUCGGUACCGGGCAGACGCAGCAUCUGGCGGAGUGAAGGCGGCUAAUUGCCUCAGCCCAUCCCUCAUUUCCAUAUGCGGUCCGUGUCCGCUGGCCCCGAGCCAAUCCCCUCUCACCCCCGCCGCUAAUCGCCAUGCAUUAUUCACAAUCACAAUUAUAUACCGACAUGCGCAAUCCGCGCCGCACCGACACCAGCUAAUUUCCGUAAUUUUGCAACUCGACUAUUUGUGAACAAUUUUUUUUUUUAUUUGCCACUGAUGUAUCUGCAAAAAAGCAGAAACGAGUCCCAGAUCCCAGUAGCAACGGCAGCAUGUCUCGGAGAAAGCAAGCCAAGCCUCAGCAUCUGAAAUCAGAAGAGGACAUCGGGACCGAGGUGCCCCUUCACAACGCAGUACCAGAAGGACCUGAUGAUGGUGAUAGCGGGAAUGAAAGUCGAAGUGGAAGUGAAGAAACCAAUGUUUGUGAAAAAUGCUGUGCUGAAUUCUUCAAAUGGACUGACUUCAUAGAGCACAAGAAGAACUGCACUAAAAACCCACUUGUGUUGAUUGUUAAUGAUGACAUAGGAGCACCAGCAUCGGAAGACUUCACUGAACCUUCUCCUGCGAGCUCACCCAGCGACCACGGAGAAAGUGAGACCGCAGAAGAAAACAUCCAAGUGGAAAAUAAUGAGACCUGUGACAUAAAAGACACAGAAAAGGAAGAGGAACCUAUGGAGAUUGAAAGCAAUGAAGAAAAAACCUACCCAAGUCAAGAAGCCUCUGACUCACCUUGCCCUCUACCUCAAAUUCCUGAACCAUCUUCCAUGACUAACUAUAACAUGCCAAACACUAAUGUUACUUUAGAGACUCUGCAAAGUACUAAGGUGGCAGUAGCGCAGUUUUCACAAGCUGCACGCUGUGUAGGUGGGGCAAAUGCUGCAGCUACAGCAAUGGCGAUCCCAAUGAUUUUAGAACAAUUAAUGGCACUACAGCAACAACAGAUUCACCAACUGCAACUCAUUGAACAGAUACGUAACCAGGUGGCGCUGAUGAACCGCCAGGCACUGCGUCCUCCCCUGACUCCGGCUGUUACAGCCCAGAGUGCUCCAAUUCCUGCUUCCAACCAGCUGCAGGGUUUUGCUGCACAUUCCUCUCUCCAAAUAACAUCAAUAGUCCCACCCACUCUUGCGGCACCAGUAACUAACAACCCUUGUCAGUCUUUUGAGCCUCCUCAGCAUAUAUCGCAACCUACUUCUGGGGCAAGCACCCCAAAUAUACCAUGUUCCGUCUCUUCUGCAUUAACAGAACCAACAAACACACCAUUAACAACUAAUACAAAACCUGCUCCAGUAACCCCCAGUUCUGUGUCCAGCGCAACUAGCAUAACGCAUCCCCAGAGUUCCUCAACGCCUCCAUCCAUUGGCCAUGGGAAUAUCCUCACCUCAUCUUCCAGCUUGCCAAGCCCUCUUCUACCUCAGAGUUCGUCAAGCAGUGUAAUCUUUCCCAAUCCACUUGUCAGCAUUGCAGCCACAGCCAAUGCUUUAGAUCCUCUCUCAGCACUCAUGAAGCACCGCAAGGGAAAGCCACCAAAUGUAUCAGUAUUCGAGACCAAGUCAACCUCUGAAGAUCCAUUUUUUAAGCAUAAAUGUAGGUUUUGCGCCAAGGUCUUUGGAAGUGAUAGCGCAUUACAGAUUCAUUUGCGUUCUCAUACAGGAGAAAGACCUUUCAAAUGUAAUAUCUGUGGAAAUCGUUUUUCCACAAAAGGAAACCUUAAGGUUCACUUUCAGAGGCACAAAGAAAAAUAUCCCCAUAUUCAGAUGAAUCCUUACCCCGUUCCAGAAUACCUCGACAAUGUGCCCACUAGCUCUGGAAUUCCAUACGGCAUGUCACUUCCUCCUGAAAAACCUGUUACAACGUGGUUAGAUAGCAAACCAGUAUUACCAACCAUUCCAACAUCAAUUGGGUUGCAGCUUCCCCCUACAGUGCCAUGUAUUAAUAGCUAUGGGGAUUCUCCAAGCAUAACUCCAAUGAACAGAUCACCCCAAAGGCCAUCGCCGGCUUCCAGUGAGUGCAACUCUUUAUCUCCAACUAUAAAUAACUCCGAAUCGUGUAUAGCACCACCUGCAGAAUCUCCACCUGCUCCAACAGCAACCACUAUCAACAAAUCAGAACCUAUCCCCCUUCCCUUUCCCCCUCCACCCAUAAGAGUGGGGGAGCAACCUACAAGUGGGCAAAUAUCCUCACCAGUCACCACUACUAUUCCCACUGUUACAGAUACUACUAUUUCAACAAGCCUCCCAAACUCUGUGCUUCCAUCCAUGUCUGACCAGUUCAAGGCAAAAUUCCCAUUUGGUGGUCUCCUAGAGUCUAUGCAAACAUCUGAAACCUCAAAACUGCAACAAUUGGUCGAGAACAUUGAUAAAAAGAUGACAGAUCCAAACCAGUGCGUCAUUUGUCACAGAGUGCUUAGCUGUCAGAGUGCUCUUAAGAUGCAUUACAGAACACAUACAGGAGAAAGGCCAUUUAAAUGCAAAAUUUGCGGACGUGCUUUUACUACUAAAGGCAAUUUGAAAACACAUUUUGGUGUUCACCGGGCAAAGCCUCCUCUAAGAGUUCAGCAUUCAUGUCCCAUUUGUCAGAAAAAAUUUACGAAUGCUGUUGUACUGCAGCAACAUAUUCGUAUGCAUAUGGGAGGACAGAUUCCAAACACCCCUUUACCAGAGGGAUUCCAAGAUACAAUGGAUUCUGAGCUCGCUUACGAUGACAAGAAUCUAGAAACAAUGAGCAAUUAUGAUGAUGACUUUGAUGAUAAUUCUAUGGACGAUGAGCUAGACAUGAAAGACACAGCAAGUGACUCAUCUAAACCACUCAUACCAUACUCGGGGUCUUCGCCGUCUUCACCUCCUACUGUCAUUUCCAGUAUUGCUGCUUUAGAGAAUCAGAUGAAAAUGAUUGACACUGUUAUGAAUGUUCAGCAAUUUGCCGGGUUAAAAAGUAUUGAAAAUGGGUCAGGAGAAAGUGACCAUCUUAGCAACGAUUCAUCAUCUGCUGUAGGGGAUCUUGAAAGCCAAAGUGCAGGCAGUCCAGCAAUAUCAGAAACUUCCUCAUCCAUGCAAGUUUUAUCACCUGCAAAUAGUCAUAGUGAAAGCUUAAUAUCAAAGUCCCCACAUUUAGUCGGUCAAGAAGAACCAGCAGAGAUACAGCUUAAGGUAGAGAAGCCAGACAGUCCUCUACCAGCUGCAGAAAACGAAGGUGCACUGGAUCUGACUGCCACCAAUCCUGGGAGACCAAUCAUCAAAGAAGAGGCUCCUUUUAGCCUGCUGUUCCUGAGCAGAGAACGUGGUCCCAGCCAAACUACUACUAGCCUGGUCACCAGCACAGCGCCUGCCAUGAUCAAAAUGGAAGUGAAUGGUCACACCAAGUCGAUCUCAAUGGGUGAAGGUCCCCACCUUCUACCAGGAAUCCAGGUUCCUGCUGCACCACAGACAGAGAUGAGUUCAGGCAUCACUCCUAUGCUGGCACCUCCACCACGACGAACUCCCAAGCAACACAACUGUCAUUCGUGUGGGAAGACCUUCUCUUCAGCAAGUGCACUACAGAUACAUGAACGUACUCAUACUGGUGAAAAGCCAUUUGGUUGCACAAUCUGUGGUAGAGCAUUUACCACAAAAGGGAAUCUUAAGGUCCAUAUGGGAACACACAUGUGGAAUAACGCCCCAGCAAGACGAGGUCGCCGGCUUUCGGUUGAAAACCCCAUGGCUUUGCUUGGAGGGGACGCAUUGAAAUUUUCAGAGAUGUUUCAAAAGGAUUUGGCAGCACGAGCAAUGAAUGUUGACCCAAGUUUUUGGAACCAGUACGCUGCUGCUAUCACAAACGGGCUAGCCAUGAAAAACAAUGAGAUUUCUGUUAUACAGAAUGGAGGCAUUCCGCAGCUUCCCGUCAGCUUGAGUGGCAGCGCAAUCCCAGCGUUAGGUAACAUCGCGAGUGGACUGGACCGGACACAUACUGGCAGCAGCCCUACUAUUAUUAAUCUGGACAAAGUAGGCUCAGAGACUCUUGUAAAUCGACCAUUCGCAAGGUUUAUUGAAGAGAAUAAAGAAAUCGGCAUAAAAUGAACAAAAAAAAAAGAAAGGAAGAAAACUACUCUUCAAGUCUAUGUAUUAUUUAUGUACAGUUUUUUGAACAUACAGUAUAUUAAGGUGUCCUAACUCAAAUACCUUCCAUCCUUUUGCUCAUAGCAGAGAUGCAUAGUCUUUUGGAUGCAGAAGAGAUGGGGUUUUUUUUGCAAGAAUGCAUGGUAUUCCUCGCGCAGUUUAACUGACUGUCACAACAGACUUCAUGCCCCUUACAUUGGAUAACAUGCUUUCAAAGGCUGUAACACGGCCAGACCUUUUUUUUGGUUGGUUUGUUUGUUUUAACUACAAAAUUAAUAUCUAUUGGUGUUAUUGGGUGCAAAAUAAUGACUUCUUUGUCCGACUUACUUACCGGUUUUGUUUGAAAUUUGAUAUUCACUUGAAGUAUCUUUCUAAUACUAUACAAGUCAUUUAGUAUACCCAAUACUGUGUAUAAUUGCAGUAUCUUUGUCUGUAGUAUUUAUAAAUAACAUUAUGCGGGUAUUCAACCAGAAGCAGGCCCCACCAUCUAUUGAUUUCUUUCUUUUUUUUUUUUACAAGGUACAGCCCAGUCUGUGACAUGUUAUUAGCAAAGAUCGUUUGCCAUAAUUCAGUGAUGGUUAUUCCAAUGCAGGCGAGAAUUUUGUGACAUUUUCUUUGGGAAGAUCGCAUGCUUUACAUGUGCAAGUAUCUGUCAGUAACAAAUCCUUUUAUUUAAAUAUUUGUAGCUGCUAUAUGGACAGUCGUUCAGUAUAAAUGAGAAAAAAAAAUUUGUUGUGUGAAGAAUAGUUCACUGGUCGGAAAAAAAACCACUUACAGACAAAAUGUUUUCAAUCGAAAAAGUAUACACUUCAUAAGAAGAUGUGAGUAAAAACUUAAUGUUAACUUUGCUGUACAAUAAAGGGUAAUGUUUGUAUAAUGUGCUUGCAAACUCUUAAUUUAUACUAUUGCACUUUUAGUAUUUUGUAUAGCAGAGGAUUGUCUUAUCAUUUGGAGAGAAAAAAAAUUAAAUGAGCCAAGAUGUGAACUAUUUCAUAAA
Messenger RNA from Spea bombifrons (plains spadefoot toad), 6048 nucleotides. RefSeq names its product spalt like transcription factor 3 (gene SALL3). Gene Ontology annotation, biological process: regulation of transcription by RNA polymerase II. Gene Ontology annotation, cellular component: nucleus. Bases 1230 to 5012 code for a protein of 1260 amino acids. NCBI's taxonomy places the organism in Eukaryota, Metazoa, Chordata, Amphibia, Anura, Pelobatidae. The record is from RefSeq and is a predicted model, not a curated record. Gene Ontology annotation, molecular function: RNA polymerase II cis-regulatory region sequence-specific DNA binding; DNA-binding transcription factor activity, RNA polymerase II-specific. The transcript has 4 exons.